Messenger RNA from Pelobates fuscus (common spadefoot toad), 1866 nucleotides. It is a transcript of the gene IHO1, whose product is annotated as interactor of HORMAD1 1. Bases 1 to 1866 code for a protein of 621 amino acids. The transcript is spliced from 7 exons. The record is from RefSeq and is a predicted model, not a curated record. Gene Ontology annotation, biological process: DNA recombination; meiotic DNA double-strand break formation; homologous chromosome pairing at meiosis. NCBI's taxonomy places the organism in Eukaryota, Metazoa, Chordata, Amphibia, Anura, Pelobatidae. Gene Ontology annotation, cellular component: condensed nuclear chromosome.
AUGAAUCUCAAUGUGUGGAACAUCAAAGACUUGUUUAGCAUUCCACCAGGAACUGGGACAAGCAAGUCUUCAGGCAAAAAUAGUACUGGUGACCAAUCAAGCCUGACAGAUUCACAGUUUUUGUUCAGUUCUCAGUUUUGCCCAGAUAAUUCACAGCCUUCAUUAGCAGAGUACAAGCAGCCAAGAAAUUCUCAACAAAACUCUGAGGAUAAUGAACCCAGCGUGUUCCUGAAAUAUUUGGCAAAGCCCAGUUUGUACAAUGAUUUAAAAGAAAAUAGUUCAUUUCAAUUAUUUGGUACAGAGAAAAACAAAACCAUUUUGGAGCAAUUUGAGGAAAGCAAGAAGAAAACAAAAGAAAAAUCAGAAAAUGACCAAUUAAACAAUAUGAUUUCUAACACUCUACUAACUAUUCAAGAAUUAAAAGUGGCCUUUUGUCAAACUGAGGAGAAUACAAAUUUAAAAUGCAAGUCCAUAUUGGAAUCUGUAGAAACUCUUUCUAAAACAUUGCAAGAAAGUGCUGCAUCUCACUGUAAUUCAAUAAUAAAAGCAUUUUCAGCUAAAUGUAAUGUGGAAAAAGCAAUGUUGGAACUUGAGCAAAAACUGCAUAAAAAUGAUGAAGAACUAGCAAGUCUGAAGUGCAAUGUACAGUUAAUUUUGUCAAACAUGGAUAUAUUAAAGUCUCAACAAUAUGAGCAGCAAGUGAUGUUGUCGGAAAAAAUAGGUUGCCUAUCAGAUUCCAUUAAAUCAACUGAGAAUAAAAUACUAAGUGAACUUGAGAAGACUAACUUUGCUCCUCAGCUUGCCUGUUGCUUAAAAGAAAACACUACACAAACCACUCCACCAGUAUUUUCAAAUAUAUCAUUUAAAAAACAAAUAAAUCAGUUCAGAGCAAAGGAAACUUGUCAAGAGGUUUCACCAGUUUCCAAGAUCAGUGGUCAAUGUCCAUGCAAUGUCAAUAGUAACAUGAUUUCUGCAGAUCUUGUAGGAAAUGUGAAUGCCACAGUAUCUGCAGCAGCCCAGAAAUUCCUUAAUGUUAAAUCUAUGAAUUGUGUUGAGAAAUUUGCAUCUGGCUGUGAAUAUUCUCCUGUUUCACAAGGAGGCUCUGAAAAACCAAACCCUGCUGCUUCAGAUCCAUUUCAAGUACUGGCAGUUGAAAAGGAAAACAUUUUGUGCAAAACGAUUCCAAAACAUAUACACACUUCACAACUUGAGAAAGAACAAGAAAAUUACCUGGAUAUCUCAAGUAUUCAAAAUAGGUUGAAUAUCGGUUAUUCUUGUAGUGAAGAAAACAGUCUACUUAACAACAAAGCUAGAGAAUCUGUAAGAUGCCAAAAGAGGAGAACAACCAACAAGCAUAAAGUUUUGUCACAGAAAAAGCAAUCAGAAUGUUCUAAGAAAAAUAAUAAAGGUACUGUAGCAAGAACAUCAUAUGUUAGAGCUGCAAAGAAAUCUGGCAGCUCAGAAUGGGUGAACCCUGUCAUCAAUUCACAACAAGAGAAUUUCACUUUUCAUUCAGAGAGCCUUGUUCCUUCAUUACCUGUCAUUCAUGCUCCAGUGCGAAAAGCACAGAAAAAGACAAGGGAUAAAUUUUCACUUCUCUACUCCCAUCAAACUGCACGACAACACUCUUCAAGCAAUCUAUACAGUUCAGGUGAUAGGGUUAGCAGUUAUAAAACAGAACAUGUACAUUGGAAUUUUUCCACCCAGGAAAGCAAUAUCGCACACUACUCAAUAAAGAAUGAAAAUCCUAUGGCCUGGCUUUGUCCCUCGAGUCCCUUGCAGGACAACAUCACUUAUAACUCUCAUUUACAAGAAGAAGAGGAUAAUGUAAUUACUUUGUUUUUUGAUAGCAGUGAUGAAUAUUAA